Molecule: messenger RNA, 3768 nt
Organism: Oldenlandia corymbosa var. corymbosa
Lineage: Eukaryota; Viridiplantae; Streptophyta; Magnoliopsida; Gentianales; Rubiaceae
Source: the annotation of a GenBank genome assembly
AUGACAAUAAAACCAUGGUGGUUCCGGCAAAAUCUUGGGCGGGAAAUGCAAAAGGCCGGUGGUUUGCAUGAGUUUAUUUUACACUACAAAGGUCAGGUUUUUCAGAUAAGAAAGGUGGACGCUGAAGAGUACUCUCGUGUGGUUCUCUUGUCUGAUAUGACUAAUGUCUUGUAUAAUGAUCCCGACUUAUGGAAAGUGUUAGAUUGUUGUAUAACUGCUGAAGUGCCUGGGAGGACUGAAAAGAUGCUGUUGCUUUUGGAUGAUCCCGAGGGUGGUAAUUUAGGUGGUUCUAAUUUGCAUGUAAGUAAGGAUUCUGGACUUUGUGAGAAGAGCCAUCACUUGGAUGAGAAUUCUGGAAAUAUGACUGCUAGUGGUUUUGAAAUGUGGAAUGGUGUUGAUGUAGGAUAUUCAGACAAUUAUGGUGGUUUAUUAUUAAGUGGAUUUGGUAGCUCACAGGUCACUAUCAAUGGUGGUUGUGAAGACCCUAAUCUAGCUAUGGCCGAGAACUUCAACACAAAUGGUGUAAACAUUGUUGGAGCUAAUGUCAAUACUUUUCUAAAUGUCCCUGAAGUGAAGCAGAAGCGAGACACAUCUGCAAAUGAUUAUAUAUGUGAAAAUGGUGACUUUGGUACAUCUCAAAAUGUUGGGUUUAGACUAACUGCAAAUGGUGACACUGGAACUUGUGAAAGCUUCAGGGAAAAUACACAACUAGCUGGGGAAGAUGUAACUAAUGCCAAUGGGGAAGAAGAGCAAAAUGAUGAGAGUGGUGAAACAGAAGAAGAAGAAAUUAGUGAUUGCAAUGAUUCCGACGAGGAUUUUGAUGAUGAUCCCUUCAAUGGAUGUGUGAAUAGGAAGGCCCUAUAUGAGUACUCCAUAUCGUGGGGAUUCACUAUUAUCAAGUUUGUAAAUGAGAAGACAAGAGUCACAUCAUACUCUAAUGGUGAAGAAUGUAACUGGAGGGCACAUGCUUCUGUAUGUCCUGAUGGUGUUACAUGUGCUGUGAAGACAUGUCAACCAAUUCAUACAUGCCAAGUUAAUCCAAAUCUGACCGCUUCAGUAAGGUGGAUGGCUGAGAAAGUCCUAGACUUAGUUAGAGCUGAUCGGGGUGUAAAGAUUGAUAUUCUCAGGGAUUCUUUGAUAAAAUUGGGGGUACACCCAUCAAAUAAGCAGCUCUUUAGAGCAAGAACAUUGGCAACUGAGAUGUUAGAUGGCAAUCAUGGAGAGUCUUGGAAAUUGCUGCCUACAUACUUUGAAAUGGUAAAACAAAGUAUUCGGGGGACUGUGGUGAAGAUAGAGUAUAAAAUGCAACCUGGUAAAACUAUCCCUAAUAUCAUGAGAGCAUUUUUAGGGUUUAAACCUCUUGCAAAUGCGGGACGAAUUGAUGCUGUGGAUGAUAAGGUUCCACAUGCCAUUCAUAGAAACUGCAGCCAUCACAUUCUCUCAAAUUUCAGAUCUAGAUUUCCAGAGGCUACUUUGUGGGUAUAUGAUGUAACCCCAAGAGUUAUAAAACAGCUCAAAGCAAAUGCACAAGCCUCAAGAACUCUGAAAUUUUGGUGUUCCCAAGACAAACUUUUCGAGGUUAGAGAAGAAAAUAAGUCGUUUGUAGUCAAACUUGAUGAAGGCUAUUGCAAUUGUAAGGAAUGGAACCAUACUGGAAUUCCCUGUAGGCAUGCAUGUGUGGUGAUACUUAAUAGAAGAGAAAAAUCGGAAUCAUAUUGCGAUUCAAGUCUUUCUAAGACAAACUAUUUGAGGACAUACAACCAGACCAUGUUACCAGUGAAAGACCAAUCCUUUUGGCUAGAGUUUGCAUCCCCACAAUGCCUUCCUCCUCUGACAAGAAGAAGAUCUGGAAGGCCGACAAAUAAAAGAAAAAAAUCUGCUCAUGAAGAGCCAAUGAAGAGAUCAUCUAGGGGCAAGUGUGGAAAGUGUGGUGAAUAUGGACAUAAUACGCGAACUUGUGCUGGUGGACCUGUAAAGACUAGAAAAGGUUACAGCAACAAAAAACUACAGAAUGCAAAUGGAGCUGCUGCAAGGGGUAAAACUAAAGCUGCUGCAAGGGUUGAGAAUGGAGCUGGUACAAGAGGAGUUGCUAGAAAUGGAGGUGUUGGAUGUGAUGGUGGUGGGAAUGGAUCUACUAGAAAUGCUUUUGCUGAAAUUGGAGUAACUGUCAAUGCUACUGGAGUUGGAAUUAUUGAGGCUGGGAUUGGAGUAACUAGAAACUUUACUGGUAGUGAAAGCCAACCAAAUGUUCCUCUUACUCAAUCAAGCCAGACAAAUGGCUCAGUUCAAAGACCUAGUGGCUCACAUCAUAGUACUAAUCCAAGCCAAGUUGUCAAUCCUGGAAGAAACAAAAGAAAACGGGCUGUCAAAAAUACUCAGGUUGACAAUAGUGUUUUUCCAAGUUUAAGCUUUGUUCCUGAUUUGAAUUGCUACAGUGCAACUGCUGGUGAAGGUUCUACCAAGUAUAAAGCUAAAGAAAGGCAAGAAGGUUCGGUAGUGGAACCUCAGCUAGGGUUUCCUGCAAAAGAAGGCUUCGAGGAUCUCCCGAGGGUAGACACUUUGAUGUUUAAGUCAGAAAAGGGUUUAAAGAAAGAUUGGUAUAUGGUGAAGAGAAACCUUGUGUCAGGCUCUCGAAAGAUAGUAGAAGCCUAUAGUGGGUCUUGCAUUUGGAAACCCAAUUUCCUUGACUUAGAGAAACUCGAGAGAUAUCCCAAGAUACUAGGAUAUGGAGCAGUGCAGCAUUUCGUUCCUGUCAUGCCAAUCGAGGGAUUAGAAGCUGACAAAAUCCUCGGUGUCCCCUUCAAGGAAAAGGAAGAUGAUCACAGUCAUGAUGAACUAUGCCAAGAGGUCCAGGGACCUAAGAGGAUGCUAUCAUCAGGGGGGAUGAUCACUACUGUGGAAGAGAUUAACAUUGCCUCGAUGGCUUAUGGGGGCCACGCGGUUGCCGUCGAGGGUCUGAAGUCAGAAAAGCCUAUAAAGGCUAAGUGGCUAAAGCAAUUUCUGAAGGAAAACCCAAAGAAGACCACGUAUGAGGCCUUGGUCCGGGGUCUUUGCAAACUAACCACAGGUCAGCUACCCCUAGGUCCUGGUGAGGAAUCGGCAGUAACUAAGGUCUCCGACGAGGAUUUUGGAAUUGAUCUCGAGGAAGAUGAAGAUGAGACUGUCGAGGAGGAUGACAUAGGCAAUUCAGGUGCCAAGGACCAAGAUCCCCCAACCGUGAGAGAUACUGGAGGAGCCGAGGAAGGGAAUCCCUCUAUCGAGGAAUCAUCUAAAGACCAACCAAGGAAUGACUCUCGUUCUCAGAUUGUUCGAUUCAGGCAAAAAGAAGAAGAAUAUCAACACCGCCUUCAGCAAUAUGACCUCGAUUAUCAGGAUUCCCUGAUCCUGGAGGCAAAUAUAAAUGAAGAAAUGGCGAAUUUAAGGAAUGAGAAGGCCCAACUAAAGCACCGUGAAAGAAUCACGGUUUCCCCAUGGUUUCUCAAGAAGUUCCACAUCCUUUCACUUGUAGAGAAACAAAUUCAAAACAGGACAGAAUGCUUCAUCGCUGCCAUCGAGAUGCUGAAGAAAAGGACUAAAGAGGCUAAAUUUUAUUCGAGACAAUCUGUCGUCCUACAGAACAUUCUGGUCGAUCAUGAAAUCCCGCUUCCCAUUCUCGAGGGUCUGGAUGAACACGAGAAAGCUCAUGAGAGGACGGCUGCCGAAGAAUUCCUUCUUAGGCUCGAUGAGCAAGAUUGGGAAAUUGCCGACUUGAAAGACAAAUUGAACUAG